AUGACUCACGGAUUGCAGACGCAAGAUGACCAGCAGAAGUGUUCGGGCAUGUACAGCAAGAAGUCUUGGGGCGGCCCUAUCGAUCCCUUCAUUGAAGUCAAAUUCGUAGACACGGACAAGAACAAGGAGCUGAAGGAUCCGACAGUCAGUGUCAUAGUAUGGGAAUGGAAGGAUUCGGCGCUUCUUGGGAAGCAAACUGGCGAGGAGCUCAUAUACAUUUGCGACGACCAAAGCAUAAAACAGAAUCUCUGCAAUGAGACACACAAAGCAGAGUGGAUCCUCGCCGACGAUUACGAGGCCAAGUCGAAGAACCUCAUCCGCACCGAAGCAAUCCACCUCGACAAGAAGAAACCCAUCAACUACCCCAACAAGGACAAUGCGGAGAAGGUGCCGCUCAAGACAGGCUACUACUGCGUGGCCACCCUACCAUUCACAGAAGGUGUCAAGUACGAAGCCAUCGUGACGUUCCGCAACGCUUACGGAGAGUUGCCUGCGGCCCAAAUACCAAAACUGCCCUUCUACGGCGGCAUUACGAUCGCAUACUUCGUCGUCAGCAUUUUCUGGGGCUUCCUGUACUUCCAGCACCGGCACGACAUUCUUGCCGUACAGAAUUAUAUCACGGCUAUCUUGGUGUUCCUCGUCUUGGAGAUGCUGAUGACAUGGGGCUUCUAUGACUACCAGAACCGCCAUGGUAACAACUUGGGCGCCAAGGUCUUGAUGAUUGUUGUUGCCGUCUUGAACGCCUUCCGCAACUCCUUCUCUUUCUUCUUGCUGCUGAUUGUGUGCAUGGGAUAUGGUGUGGUCAAGCACACCUUGGGCAAGACAAUGAUCAUUGUACGGUGGCUAGCCGUGGCACACUUUGUGUUUGGUGUUGUAUACGCCGUUGCAUCUCUCACAAUUCGACCAGACGAUGCAGGCCCGCUUGUGCUAUUGGUCAUCCUCCCCCUUUCCGCGACCCUGACGGCUUUCUACAUCUGGACCCUCAACUCGUUAAACCUUACAAUGAAGGAUCUUUUGGAACGCAAGCAGCACGUCAAAGCCAACAUGUACAAAAAGCUCUGGUGGUGUAUUCUGACGAGCAUCGUCGUCAUUUUCGGCUUCUUCUUCCUCAACAGUUUCACCUUUGCUGGCGUCUCAAAUCCUGACUUCGCGCCCUCACACUGGCAAACGAGGUGGUUUGUUUUGGACGGCUGGUUAAAUCUGGUGUAUUUUGCAGAUGUGUGCUUCGUUGCGUACAUGUGGAGGCCUACGGCGAACAACAGGCGGUUCGCCAUGAGUGACGAGAUUGCACAAGACGACGAAGGCUUCGAAAUUGCAUCAUUACGCGACUCUCUGGACGAGGAAGAAGGGGGCGGUCCAGCCGCGUACGACCCAGCCCCCAGACACCGCAGCCCUCCACCCUUCAACCGCGAUGCUUCACCACUACCCGCCCCUAAGCCACAGAAGCCCGUCGUUCCGCCAAGAGAAAGCUUGGAUGGCGACACAAUUUUUGCCGUGGGUGAAGACGACAAGUGGAGCGACGAUGAGGAUAUGGAGCCCGGGAGCGGCGAUGACGAACGGGAAAGGUUGACGAUAAACACUAGAAAGAAUGACUGA
Messenger RNA from Didymosphaeria variabile, 1596 nucleotides. It is a transcript of the gene PTM1, whose product is annotated as Membrane protein ptm1. Gene Ontology annotation, biological process: retrograde transport, endosome to Golgi. NCBI's taxonomy places the organism in Eukaryota, Fungi, Ascomycota, Dothideomycetes, Pleosporales, Didymosphaeriaceae. Gene Ontology annotation, cellular component: membrane; Golgi apparatus. The coding region runs from base 1 to 1596 and encodes 531 amino acids. The transcript has 3 exons. The record is from RefSeq and is a predicted model, not a curated record.